Miscanthus lutarioriparius is the source of this 1182-nucleotide messenger RNA. The record is from the annotation of a GenBank genome assembly. Lineage: Eukaryota; Viridiplantae; Streptophyta; Magnoliopsida; Poales; Poaceae.
AUGGCUUCGCCGCACCCGCUCAGCUGGGCCGACGCGCCGCCCUACCACUACCACGCGACACCCCAGCUGGCGCCCGACUCCUCCGCCUCCUCCGACGGGGCCGGGGCCCGCUCGCUCUGGAUCGGCGGCCUGCUGCACUGGAUGGACGAGGACUACCUCUACGCCUGCUUCACCACCUCGCCCGAGCUUCUUUCCGUUGUCAUCAGACGGAGCAAGCAGACUGGGCAAUCAGAGGGUUUUGGCUUUCUCAAAUUUGCUGACCAUACCGCCACUGCUCAGAUUCUCAAGUCUUACAAUGGUCAGAAGAUGCCUAACGCUGUUCGAGAUUUCAAGCUCAACUGGGCCACUCAACAGCCUUCUACCGAGAAACUCCAUGAUCCAGAUUUCAAGCUCGACCCGGCCAUACAGCAGGAUGCGCCUCAGAGGCACUCCGGCGACAAUUCCUCUUCUGAGCAUUCCAUAUUUGUUGGGGACUUGUCCUAUGAUGUCACAGAAUACAUGCUACACCAUCUGUUCAAGACCCGCUACCCAUCAGUGAAGAGCGCAAAAAUUAUCUUUGACAGGUUCACUGGUCGCUCAAAAUGCUUUGGCUUUGUUCAGUUUGGAGAUGUCAAUGAGCAGACACAAGCACUGACAGAAAUGAAUGGAGCGUACUGUUCUACCAGGCCUAUGCGGAUUGGACCUGUUCCCAACAAGAAAAAUUUUUUCCACAACAAACAAGGGACUGAGUCUUAUCAUGAUAACAAUUCAAGGCUAUUUGUUGGGCAACUUGACCAAAGUGUCACUUAUGAAGAUAUGAUGCAAGCCUUUCGUCCAUAUGGAGAGCUUAUUGAUGUCAAGAUAUUAGCAGGGAAGGGCUGUGGGUUUGUCACAUACUCUAACAGGGCAUCUGCAGAGGAAGCCAUUAGAAUGCUAAAUGGAAGUCAACUGGGAGGUAAAGCCAUAAAAAUUUCAUGGGGUCAACGUUCUGCUGAGAAGCAGGCUCAAAGGAAUAGCGGCGGCUUCGGUUGGUCUCCUCAGGAUCCCUAUGCUUAUGCUCAGACAGGCCAUCCAGGAUAUGGAUAUUACCAACAGCAGCUGCCCACAGUGCAGAUGUUUCGGCUACACUGCCUUGAGAGGGCAUAUGUGGCACCUUGGUCUCAGCCUGCCCUGGCCCCUGGCAGCGUUCGCCUGCUUUGGUAA